Molecule: messenger RNA, 4350 nt
Organism: Closterium sp. Yama58-4
Lineage: Eukaryota; Viridiplantae; Streptophyta; Zygnematophyceae; Desmidiales; Closteriaceae
Source: the annotation of a GenBank genome assembly
AUGCUCGCGCACGGCGACGGUGCAGCGGCGGCGGGGAGCGCAGCGCGGGCGGGAGCGGCUGCGUGCCGGCCGUGGGAGCGCAACGACCUGCUGCGACGGCUGGCGACGUUCAAGUCCACCACGUGGUUCGCCAAGCCGCAGGCGGCGGGGGCGGUGGCGUGCGCGCGGAGGGGGUGGGUGAACUGCGAUGUGGACAUGCUGGCGUGCGAGGUGUGCCACGCGCGCCUCAGCUUCUGCGUGCCACCCACGUGGUCCAGAGCUCAAGUGGAGCGGGCGGCAGCGGAGGUGGCGGGGCGGCUGGAGUCGGCGCACAGGCAGCACUGCGCGUGGCGGGGCAACGAGUGCGACGAGGCGCUGCUGCUCUUCCCCCCCCAGCCGCCCGCCGCGCUGGCCGCGGCCGUGUUUGAGCGCUGCCAGGCGCUGCAGCAGCUGGCGCGCCUGCCCGCGCUGGCGCCCGCCGCGGUGGAGCGCAUGAGGCGCUGCAGCCCGCGCGCCCUGGACGCGCUGCUGGCGCUGCCCGCGCUGCCAGUGGGCGCACCGUGGGACGACCCCGUGGGGCGCUCAGCCACGCGCGUCACGUCCGACGCCGCUGCUUACAUCGAGGUGGGUGCCUUGCCUCUCCGCACUCCCCUUCACGCCAACAACCCUGCCUCGGCAGCAGGCAGCAUGGGUGCGCCUGCCUCUGUGGUGAGGAGGCGGAAGCAGGGGUUGGAGGCGGGGGGGGCGGCAGCAGGAGUUGAGGCGGAGGCAGUGCGCCCUGCUGCCCCCGUGGCAGCAGCGCAGUCAAUAGCAGGCAGCGCCACGCCACUCGCAGCUGCCUCCGCUGCUGCACCACCACCGCCUUCCGAGCACCGCCCACCAUCGCCAGGAGCAGCGAUUGCAGGAGCAACAGCAGGAGCAGGGUUGGGAGCGGGCGGGGUGGCACUGGAUCUGGGUCUGACCAUCGCUGGCGGCCUCCCUCCCACGCACCUCUCCUCCUCGCCCCCCCCGCGCCCCUUCGGCUCUGCCUCCGCCCUCCCCCUCUUUGGCGCCGGCCUGCCCAUUCCUGGCUGCCACCUCAGCAGGCCUGCCGGCGCCAAUCCGGGGGCAGGCGGCAAGGCGGGCGCAGGGGGGGGAGGAGGAGGAGGGGGAGGGGGAGUGGAAGGGGGCGGAGGAGGGGAACCAGCAGGGAGAGUAGGGUUAGAGGGGGAGGGAGGUGGAGAGGGAGGGGGAGAGGGGGGAGGCGUGGGCGCGGAGGGGUUUGGGCAGUGUUUGGGCGAGGUGAGCUUUGGGCGGGGGGGCGUGGCGGUGCUGCCGAUGAACAGUGCGGAGGGCGUGGUGGCGGAGAUGGAGGAGGUGUCGUCCGAGGAGGCCGAGGUGGAGGGCUCUCUGCGCGCCCGCGCUGCCCGCGCCAGGGGGGACGCUCACCGCGCCGCGGGCAGCAAGGGCGCGCCAGAGGGCGAGGCGGAGGGGCCAGUGGGCGGGCGCGCAGGCAGGGGCGCGUGGGGCAAGGAGGGCGGGGAUGAGAACGAGAGGAUGGAGGGGGGCGAUGAGAGUGGGAGGGGGGAGGGGUGUGGGGAGACUCAGCGCCUGGAGGGCGGCGAUGAGACCGGCAACGAGGGGGAGGGCGCGGGGGCGGCAGUGGCAGCACAGCAGAGCCGGCACGAGGGGGCUAGAGCCGACGCGGGUUUGUGCGUGAGCACGGGUCCCACGCAGGGCAGCAGCAUGCAGGGCGGUGGCGCUGGCGGGGAGGGCGCCCGUGGGAGGGAUCGUGUGGAGCAGCAGUUGUCGGCAGCAGCAUUUCUUGUGCCGUCCACACGUGCUCCGGCUGCCAGCACGGCAGGCAGGGGAGGUGUGGGUGGGGAGGAGGGGGUGCCUGGAGGUGUGGCGUCAGCGGCAGGCAGUGGCGCAGUGGGGUGUAGUGCGGUGGGGCACGGCGAUGGCGCACAGCAGCAGCGGGGCAGGGCGGUUGAGGGGCAGGGGAGGCGGGGGCGGGCGGCGGAGGGCAGGGUGGGCGGCAGUGAGUUCCUGGAGCCGCCUCAGAAGCGCCGCCACGUGGACGCCUCCUCCUCCCACGCGCCCCGCCCCCCUGCCUCGCGCGCUGCCCUGGGCGUGGGGCCACGAGGCAAGGCAGGGGGCGAGCAGAUGGAGGUCGCCAGUGAGGUGGCGGGCGUUGUGGAGCGCGGGGCAGAGGUGGGUGGGGGAGAGGAGGGGAGCAGCAGGGGGGCACAUGCGCAGGUGUCACCUGCGGUGCAGGCGGAUGUGGAGGAUGAGGGCGAGGCGGCGACGAACGCGGCGGUGAUCAGCACGGGCACGGCGGGGGAUGACGCGGAGGGGCCGGGCGGGGGCAGUGUGGCGAUGGGGGCGAGCGUGGAGGUGGAGGCGCAGGCGCUGGAGGGCGAUGUCGUGGACGCCUCGCGCGCCCUCGCCUCCACCGACGCCCCCGCCUCCGCCGGCGCCCCUCCCCACGCGCCCAGCGCCGCACUGGCUGCUGUGGCGCUCUCCGCCUGCCGCAGCGUGGUGGGGGGGGCCUGGGGGGGCGCUGCUGGCGGCAAUGCUGGCACAGGGGCGGGCAGUGCGCCCGGGGGCGCGGAGAGGCAGCAUGGGGAGGGCGCAGGGGGGAGAGGGGCAGAGGGGGAGGGGCAGGGGCAUGUGGAGAGGGGAGGCGGCAGGCAGGUGGAGAGUUUCAGCUUUGCAGGGGGCGGGUGGGGUGGGCGAUGGGGUGGAGGGGAGGACGGGGGCAGAAGGCGAGGGGAAGCUGGGGAAGGGAUAAGGGGGAAUGCGGUGGGAGGGCUUGGUGAGAUGGAAGCUGGGAUUGGUGGGGAGCACGAGCACCUUGGCCAGACGGGGGAGGGCAUGGGGGAGGGGAUGGGGGAGGGGAUGGGCGAGGGUGCAGGUAUGACAGGAGUUGAGCAGGUGACGGUGGGGGGUGUGGAGGUAGCGGAGACAGGGGGGGGAACGGGGGCGACGGGGGGGAGGGAAGGACGGGGCAGUGGUGGGCUGGGGGAGGGGCGGAGGGGAAGCAGCGUGGGGAAGGGAGGUGAGGAGGCGGCAAGGGGUGAGGAUGGAGGGGGGGAGGGGACGGGGGAGGCGAAGGAAGGGCAGGGUGGGGGGCGUGAGUGGGGAGUGCAGAGGGAGGGUGCAGGGGAGACGGGGGGGCCUGAGGAGACCCGCGACACCACCCAGGGGCUGCUCAUUGGGGAGGAUGCUGACGCGGAUGGCGAUGCUGAAGUGGACGUCCGUGCUGACGUGGCGAAUGCUGGAGCAACAGCAGGGGCAACGGGCGUGCAGGAAGCAGCAGAGGGCACGGGGGAGGUGGGGCUGGCAGCAGGUGGGGCAGAGGGGGGCGGGGAGGGGGCGGUGGGGAUGGAUGUGGAUGAGGGGCAGGGGGAGGGCGGGGGGGUGGCGGAGCAGCGUGGGCGAGUGGGGGAGCGGGCAGUUGGCGAUGAGCUCGUGAGUGGCGGCGGCGGCACGGGUGGCGUGAAUGGGCAUGGAGAGGUGCGGGGGGGAGCAGGCAGCAGGCAGCACAGGGGUGGGGAGGAGCGAGGCGAGCAUGGAGGCAGUGGCGAUGCACGUGGGGGGGAUGCAGAUGAGGUGCCUGUGCAGGGAGGAAGGGAGGACGGCCAUGGGGGAGUGCAUGGGGCUGGCAAAAAAAAGCAGAGUGUGGAUGGUACUGCCACUGCUGCUGCCCUUCACGCCCCGCCUGUUCCUGCUGCUCGUGCUGCAAGUGGUGCUGCCAACGGUGUGGGUCCACCUUGUGCGGGGGAGGCUGAGGUCAGCAGCGGCUCACCUCCCGCUGCUGCCAAUGCUGCCACUCCUGCCGCGCCGCCUGCUGCCAGUGCUGCUGCUCCUGGCCCUGUCUCUGCCCUUCCUGCCACUGACGUUGGCCCGCCCACUGAUGAGCCGCAGCGCCUCUUUGACCCGCUGCUGAGCCACCGCCGCUUCUGCCCGUGGGUCAACGCCCUCGCCGCCUCCCACCGCCUCAGAGCCCUCGCUACCCCCGUCCAGGACCUCAGCCUGUCUGCCUCGCCCCAUGCCCACCGUCUCCCUGCCGUGCCCCCCUCCCACGGCGCCGGCCCUGAGGCGGUGGAGGGAGGAGUGGCCGGAUGGCAGCAGUGCCUGGCCGCGCUGCUCCACGUGCUGCCCGCCGCCGCUGCCCCCGCUCACAGACUGCUGCACUCCGCUGCCCACAGGGCUGCUGAGGGGGCCGACGGGGCGGCUGAAGGGGCGGCGGACUGGCCGCCUGGAGGAAUGGACGCACACGACUCGGUGGCAUCCUUCAAGGGUGACACGGUCUCAUCUGUUCGAAGACUCUUCCAAGGCCGACGUUCCUCGUCCUUUGUCUCUCGCACGCAUCACUCCCCUCAGUAG